Molecule: messenger RNA, 5148 nt
Organism: Paramacrobiotus metropolitanus
Lineage: Eukaryota; Metazoa; Tardigrada; Eutardigrada; Parachela; Macrobiotidae
Product: protein fantom-like
Biological process (GO): non-motile cilium assembly
Cellular component (GO): ciliary transition zone
Source: RefSeq, a predicted model, not a curated record
UGUAAUUUGUAAGCCAGGCAAGUAAGUACAUCCUGAUUAAGUUUUUCUAAAAGUGUUUCAUUUUAACUUUACAACGCAAAAUGAUUACCCAUACCAGCGUUAUGCGCACCUGUAAUGCGUGCAGGCAUCACCUGUGACCCUGUGGCCUGUGCACUUGCAGCUUUUACCUACAUAUAUAUGUACAAUAUAUGUACUGCACUUGCUUCUACGAUUUAAACCUGGACAGUUGUCAGGAAUAUUGAUUAUUGCAUUCACGAAGGAGAAAUCAACCGGGAUGCGUGAUCCAGUUUCCAGUGAACCCUCUGUAAUGCGUUAAUCUUGUUUCUUGGUUGGGUUGAUCAACGGCCAUAAUAACAUGGUACCGGAGAAAUUUAUUUGAAAGUGGCUUACCAAAACACUAGCUGUUGAAUAGCAGUGACUCGCUGCUUUGGGAUUCUUAUACUUACUAUUCUUCGAAUCGGAUCUGCUAGAUUCUUUCAGAUAGUUUACAGUGUUUACUGUUAUACGAUUCCCAGUGUCAUAGUGUGUAUCCACUAUUCAGUCUCCAAGGUGUUCUCCAGUUGCUGGUGUUCUGAUUGCAAUUGUUACAACUUGUCGUUGUUGGGGGGUUGCGGAGACAUCUCUGUGUGGUGGUUCUGGCUCAUGUUUUGUUGAAUCGGAUUUCGAUUCUCAUUUUUUAUGCUGUGCCUGACAGCUGAAUUCGGAAUAACAAUUUCAUUAAUCAACUGUCCACGGAAAACGCGAAGAUAUGCAUAUUAGUUCAUUUGGUGGAGCUUCUGUAGUAUAGUGUUACGGACGGGACUGUCUGGACUUCACAAAUAAUCACAAUGUGAUUGUUUGGUCAAAAUCAUGGGACAAAUCAUCAGCUGGCAGGAUUUUUCGCUUGAUUCGCGCCAUUACUGAACCGGUGUGAUUUGUUAGUAUUCAGAAUGUCGCAGCUAUCGAGAACAAUGGAUGAUAUCAAUCUGGCUGAAGUGGAAGAGAUGGCACGUGGAUCUGGUCCGAGACCACCGUCUGAUCGUCAGCUCCAUUUGAAUAUGCUGCGGAAGAAGAUCCAGCAGCAGCGCAGCAUGGUGACCAAAUUAUCCAGGGAUGAUUUGGAAAAUCAGCACUUACAUCUUUUGGAGGAGCUAGAAAUUUUGAAAAAAGAUUCAAACACCAAAGAUUUGUAUAUCAAGAGGCUAUCCACAAAAAUUCUGAGGCUGCAGAAGAGCGAGAAUCUGUUUCAUGAUGAAGGAAAUAAAACGCUGAAUGGAUCUUUGCGCCUUGAGAUGGAGCAAAAAAUCAGAAGUCUGGAAAAUCAAUUAAAAACUGCCAAAGUGUACGGAACAUCACUUGCUGGCAGAAGAGGAUCUCGCACACCGGAACCAAGUAUGCCGGCUUCCAACAAAGGUCAAAUCGACAUUUUACGGAAUCAGAUUCAGGCACUAGAAGUACAGCUGAAGGAGGAACAGGAACACCACGCCCAAAAUGUCACAGAAUUACAAAACGAAAUUCAGCUACUGAAGCAGAAAUCUGCAAACGAUAACGCCCGCUCAGUAAUGUUAGAUAACAUGGAAGUGACACGAUUGACCAGAGAAUUAUCGAAAUCUUCCCAAGAACUGCAACUGCUGAGAAGUGACUACAAUGAGAUUAAGCCGAAGUUUGAAGAGCUGCAGAUCAACAAAAUCAUCCUUACAAGGGAAAAUGAGCGGUUAAAAUGGGAAGUGGAACGCCAUGUUCAGAACGUGGACAGUGUAGAACGACAGCUGCGGGAAGCGCGUGAGAAGUCAUUACAAGGCAUACAAGAUCAGGAACGAAUAGCCAGAAUGGAAAACGAGUUGACCCGGUUAAGGCGUCUGGAAACGGCACCCUCUGUCUAAUCGUGCCGAGAACAGCCAAAUGCUCCACGGAACAAGGUUACUGAAGACGUGCUACAGGAGCAGAUAAAAAAUUUGGAAUCGGAACUCGAUAAGGAAUACAAAGAAAGUCAAGCACUGCGGAAGCGUCUGACGGAUCGUGAGCAGGAAAUGGAGAAACUUCUUAAGGACAUUACGGAACUCCGUAGUGCUCAUGUUCUGUUAACGAAGGAGUGUGAGAAUCUGCGGAAUCGAGUGCAUGACGCUAUUGAACCACUAAAGGACACUGACGGCUGGUUUAAAAUUCCCCCUAAUUUGCGCAAAGAAGAAUUUGGCCAUGCCCUUCGCCUAUAUGAUUCCUUCCAGUCACGGCGUGAUGCUGGAACUGCUACAGAGCCGUUUACGGAACGGAUAUCCAAUGUGCCAGAUAAACAAUUGGCUACAGACGAAGUCGAUCUAAUGAAAGGAGAUCUGGAUCGCUUGAAUCGUGAACUAAGAGUCACAAAAGAAGAGCUGCGAAAAGCUCGAGAUAUUUUUAGUGCCGAAAAUAUGCAAAACCAACGAGCAUACAAUGACGUGCAAGUGGACAUUGAUCGGUCACGGACAGAAAUUGCCAGUCUUAAGCAAAACCUGGAAGAAAGCCAUCGUGAAUUAUCGAAGAAAUCAAAACUUGUUGAGGAAUUGCAGCGUCAGUUACGCGACAUUGCAGAAGGCAGCAUGGUGUACAAUUUGGAGGAAGAUUUGGUGGAUCAAAGUCGACUUAGUGCGGAUAAUAUUGUGCUGCAACAUGGGGAUAACCUGUUGCAGCUACACUUUGGGCCAUUCGCUUUUAAUCAAGAAUUCUUUGCCCAAGCUGAUGCCCUCCGGAUUUCUCGAUGGAGACUUAAGUGGAGCGUUUUUGGAGAGGAUAUGUUCGCACAGGAUUCAGAACAGUUACGACCGGAUUUCGAUUUCACAGCUGUGCACUGCAUUACAAUGGACGAACGCAUUAUGAAGGACAUUGCUGAAGGUUUUAUCCGCAUUGAACUUGUCGGCAUUCGGAAUGAUUUUUCAAGGGCCUUCGCUUUCGCUACAUUUAGCUGUCGCAAAUUCUUGACCGAAUCCAAUCUGAAACUGAAUCGAAUCCGUGGCGAGGUGCCACUGGUUAGUCAGUUCAAUAUCGGAAAGGAUUUCGGCAUUAUGGUAUAUUGGAUGCGGUUGAAAUUUGAUGUGCAAGAAACUCAGGCACUUUUCAAGGCUCGACAGAAAGCGUUGUCGUAUGUCGAGAGUAAGGCGAACGGAUUACCCGAUCCCGAUCAGCUUUGGCUGCAGGAACAAUCUUCACUGGCUAAUUUGCUGCACAUUGAAGUGAAUAACUGUCGCAGCGUGAAGGCCUCAACCGGUUCCUCACCUCCAAACCCGUGUGUGCUGUACCAGUUUUAUAAUGGAAAAACGACUUACACACCGACCAUCAUUUCCAGCGAGAAUCCCCGGUUUGAGCACCGUGCCACGUUUCGUGUUACCGAGGAUGAAGAUCUGCGACAUUAUCUUAUGCACAAAAAACUGGAUUUCUACGUAACCGAUACAAAGGAUUAUAAUGACGAUCAUUUCCUGGGCUAUUGCCAGAUCAGUUUGUCGGAAUUAACGGAGCAUCCCAUACUGGACCGCGAAUUGCAGCUUUUCGCUCAAAAUGAACAUCCCAACGGUACUAUUACGGUGUCGUUAUAUUGGGAACGACCAUAUGGAAAACACCAAGACAGCAACGGUUAUUCUGCAGCUCAUGUGCCUAACCUUUCCGCCCGGGUUAAUCGAGUCAGUCUCACCCCCAGAGGCAGUUUGGUUAGCGUGACACACAACGCAAAGUUGUUAAAGGUGGACAAGCCGAACGAGCCGCAUACGACUAGUCCAUCCCGUCAUCCUACCAUCGACAAAAGUGGUAUGCCGGCUCAGAAAACUGAAGAACCACAUCCUAUUCCGCGAAAGAGUAUCCGAAUUGACAUGCAAGCUAAUGCCGCAAUGCAGGCGGACUCACGAAAGGGAAAUGAUUACUUUUCGCCACCAUCAUCGUCCAAUCAUCGCACUGUCAAUCAUAUUAGUAGCGGCUUUGAGCAAACUAGGGUCACAUUGUGGAAAACGGAAAUGGACAUGCAGACAAAGCGAAAAACGAAUCCGGUCGUUCUCAGCGUGGAAAUUCGGUUGACAGUAUUUCCGAACCCCCAACUAACCGCAAUGGCGGAUCAGCCAGAAAGACAUCAUCGAACAACCCGAUUCCACAACGCAGGGAUAACCACUCAGAGGAAUCCCGCACGGCACUGCCGCACUCCGAUGUCACUCAAAAAUCGAAAGACGAAAUAUCGAAAUAAUGCCAGCCAACCUACGUCUGCCCGAAAUCUGGAGGCUCCUCGCCGCCCACCGCGAAGGAUACGGGAUACGCCUCGUUCGGAAGGCGCACUUUCUAGUCGCGGAAAUAUAAUAGGUUCGCCUACGGAAGGCAGCGGUGAUGCCACAGCACUGAUGAGCCCUGAUCACGUUCAGACUGUUCGAGCGGAACUGCACUCAGUGCCAAAUGGCGAUCUCACCCGAAAACCUUCCAAUGCUUCGAACGUCCGGCAAGCACAGAUGGGAACGAGUCCAAGGAAUAUCCCCGAAGAUAGCGUUGUGAUUAUUGUACAUUCGUUGUAUUUCAUACCGGGAGCCUCUGUCCUCAGUGAUGAUAGGCCUGGGGAAGUAUUUGUAGUGAUUCAGUUUUUAUCCGUGGAAUACGAGUCUCCUCUGGCUGUGAUCAAGCCGAACUUGCCUAACAAGGAUCUGACCUUUGAAUUUCAGAAAGUUUUCCCUAUGAAUUCCAAGACCCAUUCCGAGGAACGUAGACUGGUGUUUGAUAUGCUUAACUCCUCUCCAUCCGGACGUAUUCAGUUUAGUGUAUACUUGCAGUUAGAUGACGAGGAUUCGGAUUCUGAGUUGAUCGGUGUUGCCGCUCUGAGUCUAAACAGGCUAUUAAUAAAAGAGCAAGAUGCAAUCGAGGCCGAACUGAAGUUAAUAAAUCCAGCAGAUCGAGUGACCGUUGGAUAUGCUAAAGUUACCGUCCAUGCCGUUCAAGUGCUGCUUGAUAUUCGACAGGAGUAUAGACAGUCGGUGUGAUUUAUGAUCCCGGUUCCAGAAACGAAUUAUUGCUUAAUUUCGAUUACUGUACAAAGAAAUGAAUCUCGGUGGUUGAGUGCUGCUCUACGUGAACAUAACUGAUUUGUGAACUGUUUCUCAUUUUGAUCUUCUUAAAUACGCGGUUGUGCCGGCUUUUUUGUUUGUGAUCUUUGUCACCAAAAAAUGCUAA